GUUCCCUGGGAUCACAUCUCUUUUAUUCUGUCCUCAGCUGUGGAGCUGUGAUCUGUAAGGUGGUGGGAGCCGCAGGCGGGACUCAGGAGGCCCAGGAAACCAGAAAUGGACUCAGUGGCCUUUGAGGAUGUUAAUGUGGAGUUCACCAUGGAGGAGUGGGCUUUCCUGGAUCCGACCCAGAAGAAGUUAUACACAGAUGUGAUGUUGGAAACCUUCUGGAACCUGGCAUCAAUAGUGUGUAUUUCAGAAGAAAAAUGUGAAGACCAUGAUAGUGAAGAUCAGUAUAUAAAUCAUGGGAUGAAUCAUAGUCAUACAGUAGAGACACUCUGUACAAAGAAGGAUGGUAGUGAAUCCAGAAAAAACUUCAGCCAGAUUCCAAAUCAUAAUGAAAAGAAGGAAACUCCUACUGAAAUAAAACAACCUAAAUCCAGGUUGUGUAGGCAAAUCUUCAUGGGUUAUUUAUCCUUGAAUAACUACCUGAGCUCUCACAUUGGACCCAAACUACACCUGUGUCAAGAAUAUGAAGAAAACCCUUAUAAAUGUAAGGAACCUGAGGAAGCUUUCAAGCAUCACCAACAUAUUCGAAGACAUGAAGGCAGCCCCAGUGCAAAAGCUUUCCACUAUUCAACUUCCCAUAGAAAUCAUGAAAGGACACAUAUUGCUGGAAAACUAUAUGGGUGUGGGAAAGGCUUUAGUCGUCUCAUUUACUCUAAAGUUCACAAAAAUACUCAUAGUGGACAGGAACCAUAUCAAAGUAAGCAAUGUAGCAAUGCUUUCAGGUCUCCCAAGAACUCUGGAGAAAAUGAAAGAAGACACAGUGGAAAAAAGCCCUAUCAAUGUCAGAAAUCUGGAAAAGCUUUCAGUUCCACUUCUCUUAGAAAUCAUGAAAGUACACAUACUGGCAAGAAACCUUAUGAAUGUAAGCAAUGUGGCAAAGUCUUCAAUUGGCGCAGCUCUCUUAGAAAACAUAAAAUAAGACAUUUCGGAAAGCAGCCUCAUGAAUGUAAGGAAUGUGGUAAAACAUUUCUUUAUCCCUCUUUACUUAGAAUGCAUAAAAGAAUUCAUACUGGUGAAAAACUCUUUGAAUGUAAGCAAUGUGGUAAAAAUUUAUCUUGUCGAGCUUCCCUCCAACGUCAUGAAAGAAUUCAUAUUAAGGAAAAGCCCUAUAAAUGUCAGCAUUGUGGCAGAGCUUUCUCUGAUCUAGGUGCCCUGCAACGUCAUAAAAGCAUUCAUACUGGACAAAAACCCCAUAAAUGUCAGCAUUGUGAUAAAGUUUUAUCUAAUCGAACUUCCCUCCAUCUUCAUAAAAGCAUUCAUACUGGGGAAAAACCCUAUAAAUGUGAGCAUUGUGGUAGAGCUUUCUGUGAUCUAGAUGCCCUCCGACAUCAUAAAAGCACUCAUACUGGGCGAAAACUCUAUAAAUGUGAGCAUUGUGAUAAAGUUUUAUCUAAUCGAACUUCCCUCCGACGUCAUGAAAGCAUUCAUACUGGGGAAAAACCCUAUAAAUGUCAGCAUUGUGGCAAAGCUUUCUGUGAUCGAGGUGCCCUCCAUCGUCAUGAAAGAACUCAUACUGGGGUAAGACCCUAUGCAUGUAAGCAUUGUGGUAAAAGUUUUGAUUAUCCAUCUUCUCUCCAAGAUCAUGAAAUAAUUCAUAGUGGGGUAAAACCCUAUGAAUGUAAGCAUUGUGGAAAAGCCUUCAGUUAUCCACAGUCCCGUCGAAGGCAUGAAAGAACACACAUGGAAGAACACACUGGAAAUAGUGGGGUAAAACCCUAUGUAUGCAAGCAAUGUGGUAAGGCUUUCAGUCUUUCCAUGUAUCUUAGAAUUCAUGAAAGAAUUCAUACUGGGGAAAAACCCUAUGAAUGUAACCAUUGUGGUAAAGCUUUCUCUGAUCCAAGUUCCUUCAAACGUCAUAAAAGAACUCAUAAUAAGGAAAAACACUAUUAAUGUAAGCAAUGGGUGAAAUCCUUUAUUCAUCCCAGUUCCCUUCGAAUUCACAUAAACAUUUAUAGUGUAGACAAAUCACAAUGAACUAAUACUGAAAAUAAGCCCUAUUGUAAAGAUUGUAGAAAAGCCUUUGAGUAUUCUAGUUCUUUUUUUUUAUCCUCACUUGAGGAUAUUUUUCCAUUGAGAUAGUGGAAGUCAGAAAGACAGCAAUAUUGCUGUAAGAGAAACAUCAAUUAAUUGCUUCUUGCACACACCCAGACAUUAAGCACACAAAGUGGAGACAAGCUCUAUGAAUGUAAGGAAUGCAGUAAAGCUUUCAGUUUUCCCAAGUCUCUUAGAAAGCAUGGAAGAAAGAACACAUAGAGGGGAAAAACCUUAUGAAUGUAAGCAAUGUGAGAAAACUUUCAAUUGUCUCACACAUCUUGGAAGACAUAAAAGAAGUAAUAGAAAGAAGCCUCAUGAGAGGGGCCGGUCCCGGGUGUGGAGUUGUACUAGGAGGCACCAGGGUGGGGUGGGGUCCCUGACACACUGGCUUCGGCCUUAUUUUCCUGGGUCCCCACUGGGAUGGGCUGCUGGGUGGUGGCUGAGCAGGUGCCAGAUCCCAGGGAGGUACCCAGCCCAAAUGCAGUGCGCAUCUGCUCUGGUAACUGAGCGCUUCACCUGCCGUGCACCUGGCCUCACAGUCCUGGCUCUGUGUGCAUCCUGGGCGCCCAUCCGCUGGGCUCUGCUCUAUCCCACUGGGCACCUGGGGCGAAUCUGCUUUCUUUGAAGGUCCUCUGCCUUGGCUCAGAAGGCCUGUGGGACUUGGAGCGGCUGCAACAAUCAGGCCAGCCACCAGAAUCCUACGGGCAGACCUAUGGCUAUCAUCACAAGGAAACUGAAUGAAGAAACACAAAGGGAUGUUUUGAAUUUAGGCACACAUGUUAGGAAUGCAAGAAUUUUUGAGUCUCCUUUCUUAGAUGGAUUCAAAGCAGAUUACUGGAAUAUAGUGCCUUAUUUUACAAUGUACGGAGUGAUAGCAUAAUUGCAAAAAAUCUUAAGUAUAUUACAACAUAUUUAGGGGAAACAUAUUUGUACCUAGAAUUAACUGAGUUACCCUACUGUCAUGAAAUAAAAUAAGUGACCUUGAAAAAUGCCAAGUUGAGAGACAUUAAAGCACUAAUUUGGAUUAAUAAAUAGAAAUACUAAUGUGAUCUUAUCACUGAAUGAGCUCCAUCAGGCAAGACAUGAAACACAGUUCCAGCCCUACAAGAGCUUUGAUGGUAAACAGUUACCAUUGUUAAAUUAAUCGAGUAACUAAUGACCAAGCAAUUCCUAGUGAGACUAAAAAUUACUCAAUUUUUACCUGGAAGUAGAUUUGAGACUCAUAUUUAAAGACAAUUUGGCCCUAGCCAGUUUUUUGGCUCAGAGGAUAGAGUGUUGGCCUGGGGACGGAGGGUACAAGGUUUAAUUCCGUUCAUGGGCACAUGCCCAGGUUGCAGGCUCAAGUAGGGGGCUUGCAGGAGACAGCUGAUCAAUGAUUCUCAUCGUUGAUGUUUCUAUCUCUUUCUCCCUCUCCCUUCCUCUCUGAAAUCAAUAAAAAUAUAUUUUUAAACAGUAUAUCUUCUAGAG
This is a messenger RNA of Eptesicus fuscus (big brown bat), 3558 nucleotides long. Its product is annotated as zinc finger protein 791-like. The coding region runs from base 106 to 1947 and encodes 613 amino acids. Gene Ontology annotation, molecular function: DNA-binding transcription factor activity, RNA polymerase II-specific; RNA polymerase II transcription regulatory region sequence-specific DNA binding. Gene Ontology annotation, cellular component: nucleus. NCBI's taxonomy places the organism in Eukaryota, Metazoa, Chordata, Mammalia, Chiroptera, Vespertilionidae. The record is from RefSeq and is a predicted model, not a curated record. The transcript is spliced from 4 exons. Gene Ontology annotation, biological process: regulation of transcription by RNA polymerase II.